UGGGAUGUUGAAGUGCUGCUAGCUCAGUGGAAGUAGAGAGAAGGCUGCACAAGAGAGUAAUGCAACAUGUUGGCUUUACUUGAUGGGAAAAGCAUGCGUUUGGGAACUGUAUUUGCCGCACGGGGGACAAUGGAUUGUUUUUGAAAAAAGAACAUUUACGUUUUUUUUAAAUAUAUAAUCAAUACACAAGGAAAUAGGACACAGGUUGUGAUCAGCAUGUUUUGUGCUAAACUCAAAGAACUCAAACUUACCGGAGAAUGUCCAUUCUCCAUGCUGGUGGAAAAUAAGGACCCUGGUGAUUUUGAGGAAUGCACUGGUGUAAAUCAACUAGAUGCCACGUUACCAAUUUCGAAAGAGGUGUGUGGAACGGUGUCUGGGAUACGACCACAGCGCAAAACAAGCCAGAGCAAAGUUAAUCUGCACACACUUGGAGAAAGCAUUCGCAAAUUAGUGUGUCCGGAGUUUCAGAGGUUGCAUUUUGCCUUUCAGAGAGUACUUAGACAGCAUAAAACUGAAGUAACAUGUCCUGGUACUGUUUAUGUAGAUGUUUGUCAGGAUGCUUGCAGGAACCUUGGGAACACAGAGACAUUCAUAGAAAUAAUAAACACUUACUCUGAAAAAUCAGGAAUGCCAAUGGAUGCUAUCAAACUUUUACUUGGUGAAGAACUGUUUAAAAUAUGCUAUGAGGAAGAUCAACACAUUUUAGAUGUUGUCGGGGGAACUCUUAACGACUUCUUAAACAGUUUCAAUGUCCUGCUUAAACAAAGUGCAGGUACUUCACAAAAUGCAGGCUGUAAUGAAAAAGAAGCUUCAAUACUUUGUUUGGAGAAAGACCCAGGACUUCUAACUGUGUACUACUUCCAUCCUAAUAAAACAACAGGGUUAUUCUUCUCAGGUAUCCUUAAGGCAGCAGCCUGUAUACUGUACCAGACUGACGUUGAAGUUUCUUUGGAUCAAACAUGCUUCAAAGAACGCCUCCAUGAGUUUUACCAGCAGCCCUAUUUGCUGUAUUCCGUUUUGGUUAAGAGCGCCAAGAGGUUUGCUCCUAGUCCAUUAAAGACAGUCUCUUCGGUUGAAAUCCCCAUGUCUCUGUUUUGCCAGACUUUUCCAUUUCAUGUCUUGUUUGAUCAGGAAAUGACUUUACUUCAAAUUGGAGACGGUCUGAGGAGGUGCUUGAAUCGAAAAGAUGUUCAAAGGAGGCCUACUUUUGAGGAGUAUUUUGUCAUUGUGUCCCCAGGAAUAAGAAGCACCUUCCAAGGGAUCCUGACCAUGUUAAACACACAUUUCAUUUUAAGGAUAAAGCAAGGAAACAAUAACACUGACAGUACUCCUCAGCUCAUGGAUCUGAAGGGUCAGAUGAUCUACAUUUCUGAGUCCAACACCAUUUUGUUCCUGGGAUCCCCUCGCGUCGACAAACUAGAAGAGCUGACUGGUCGAGGAUUGUAUCUCUCAGACAUACCGAUCCACAACGCACUUAGGGAUGUGGUUUUAGUGGGGGAACAAGCCAAGGCACAGGAUGGGCUGAAGAAAAGGUUGGGAAAAGCUAAGGCAGCUCUAGAACAAGCCCACCAGGCCCUGGAAGAGGAGAAGAAAAAGACAGUCGAUCUUUUAUUCACGAUAUUCCCCGGUGUGGUUGCCCAGCAGCUAUGGCAGGGGGAACACGUUCAAGCCAAGAAGUUUGACAAUGUGACAAUGCUUUUCUCGGACAUCGUAGGCUUCACUGCCAUCUGUGCCAAGUGUACGCCCAUGCAGGUGGUCACUAUGCUGAACGAGCUCUACACUCGCUUUGACUACUAUUGUGGAGAGCUGGAUAUCUACAAGGUGGAGACAAUCGGGGAUGCAUAUUGUGUGGCUGGUGGCUUACACAAGGAGAGCCAGACUCAUGCUGUUCAGAUAGCGCUUAUGGCUUUGAAAGUGAUGGAGCUAUCAGAUGAAGUAAUGACCCCUGAAGGAGAGCCAAUCAAGAUGCGAAUAGGUCUUCAUUCUGGCUCCGUUCUUGCUGGAGUUGUCGGGGUUAAAAUGCCUCGCUACUGUCUCUUUGGAAACAACGUCACACUGGCCAAUAAAUUUGAGUCUUGUAGUGUUCCAAGAAAAAUCAAUGUUAGUCCAACAACCUACAGGCUUUUAAAAGACCACCAAGGGUUCCUUUUUACACCAAGAACAAGACAGGAUCUCCCAUCAAAUUUCCCCAGUGACAUUCCUGGUAUCUGUUACUUCUUAGAGGCAUUUGACCAAUCUUCCAGAGCCAGCUCUGGAUGUGAAAGCGGACACCACAGAUUCAGCGAUACAAACUUUAUGAGAACAGCUGAAAACAGCUCUAAGGACUGAGUGUACCCAACAAUACCUGGGUUAUAAAUUAUUGAUUCUAAUAAAGCAUACCAAAAUCUAAAUUUGUAAAGUAGCAGGGGCACAUUGACCACUUUAGUAUUCCAUUCACCCAUGUUAUAAAAAUAGAAACUAUGGAAUAUUUUGUAUUGUUUCAUUGUAUUUUCCCCAGUGUAAAGACAUUUUGUUUAGUUUUAUUUUAUAUUCCACAACAUAUUUUACUCAAUUUAUGUCUUCACUACAAAAGUAGGCCAAUGGAAAUAAAUGUUUUCCAGAAUGAUUUGGUUCAUAUCAUUGUUUUUGACAAUCCAUUGUAAACAGUAUUAAAAAUGUUUGUCAAUGCUACAUUUCCAGCCAAACAGUUAUUUGAGUGGUAUUCAUGUAUUUAUUUAUUUAUCUAUUUGUAAUGGAUUUUUUAAAGCCACAAUCAAACAUUUAAGUAUGGCAGUUUAUGGCAGUUUUGUGUGUGUAUGUGUGUGAGUUACUCAAUACAUCUCAUCUUUUUAACCACAUUCAGAAAUGUAUAUACGGGUAUCGUUCUGUGUAUAAUCCUAUAUUCCCAAUUAUGUUCCACUUUAUAUAGUUAUUGUUUUGCUCAAAAGCAACCCUUUCCUAAUCGUAACACUAAUGGAUCCCUAUGUAAUCAAUUUGUGGUGAAAAAUAGAUUUCUAAUUUUCAAUAAUAAUUUUAUGUAUUCACUCUUUAUUUAAUCUUCAUGGAACAUCUGUCACCUGCUGAUUUUGUUUUUUUCCAGACAGAUAAAGUAAACAUAUUUGUUAUGAAAUAAAACAAUGUAUGUAUAAUUCUCAACUAAUUCACAGCUAGUUUCAUAAACUUUGGUAGAGCACAGGCAAGCAUGGUGAAUUACUAAUACAGUACUAAUACGGUAAAGCUUUAUAAAAACUAUUGUUCAGCAUUCUAAAGCAUUUGUUAGGCAUUGUUCUGACCUGCUACUGCCUUCCUUGACACAAUUAAGCUGAAUGCAAACUGUAUAAGCUAAUUAAUUUCAUCUUUACUUCCUGGUAUUAAUAUAUUUUUCAAGUGGGGUAUAUUUUAAGUCCAAUUGGAAUUCUUUAGGCUAUCAAGCUGAUAGACCAUAGUCAAAGUAAUUGUACAUGCUUUUUUUUUUUUCUUGACAUGAAACUGUGGACAAUGAUGACAUAAUAUUGAUUAGUAUUUAAUAUGAAUAUGUUAAUUGGUGAGAAACAUCCCCGAAUAUAAUGUUGAAUAUGAAGAAAAUUGGUAUUAUCUGGCUAACCAGCUGUAUCCCGGAAACAGGAACAUUCAGUCACACUAUUAUAUUUGUUGAGCAGGAUAUAGUGUAGGA
Molecule: messenger RNA, 3652 nt
Organism: Polyodon spathula (Mississippi paddlefish)
Lineage: Eukaryota; Metazoa; Chordata; Actinopteri; Acipenseriformes; Polyodontidae
Product: guanylate cyclase soluble subunit alpha-1-like
Exons: 8
Coding region: 217-2328 (703 amino acids)
Biological process (GO): cGMP biosynthetic process; response to oxygen levels
Cellular component (GO): guanylate cyclase complex, soluble
Molecular function (GO): heme binding; guanylate cyclase activity
Source: RefSeq, a predicted model, not a curated record